Messenger RNA from Guillardia theta CCMP2712, 1665 nucleotides. RefSeq lists its product as hypothetical. The record is from RefSeq and is a predicted model, not a curated record. The coding region runs from base 1 to 1665 and encodes 554 amino acids. Gene Ontology annotation, molecular function: protein binding. Lineage: Eukaryota; Cryptophyceae; Pyrenomonadales; Geminigeraceae. The transcript has 3 exons.
AUGGCUUCUGAUGUUGAUGGGACGGACGGUAGCGGGAGUGUUGUCUCAUCUGUGUCAAACUUCACUACUCUAGAAGAGGAGAUGAGAAGCUCGCUCAUAGACCGAUGCUUCCGUCAAGCCAAGGAGGGUGACCUCGCGGGAUUCAAAGCCACGUCCCUCACCCUCGUCCUGUGUAACGGGGGGAGGAGCGAAGUCAAUUCUAUCAAGGAUGCCAGGGGCAGGACACUCCUGCACUGGGCCGCCCACGAAGGUCAUCUCAGCUUCGUCAAGUUCCUCCUCAUCGACCUGCUUGCCAACGUGUAUGAGACUGACCAGGACGGGAACACUGCCGCUGAUCUUGCGCGCGAGCAGUACUGGAAGAAGGUCCUGCGGUUCAUCGAGUCGUUCGCUGACGCCCAGCUGCGGUACGUCGCGCUCCUCCAGUCCUCAUGCAGGCGGCGCUUGCAGAGGGCUGAGUUUGUGCGGUGGCAUGGAGCUGCGUGCAGGGUGAAGUGCCGAGUCGUCGCGCUGCCCUUCAGGAGGAGGAAGCACGAGACGCUCAGGUUCACGAGCAUGUGGUUCCUGAAUGGGGAGGAGGGGAGAAAGCUCCUCGUCUCCCCGCUCCAGGCUCGGAUACGACGGCUCCUGCUGUACCAGCACGCGGCAGCUCCAGAGCCAUCGGGAUGCCGCUAUCCCCUGUACCACUUGGCCAAACACGCUGCCCUUGUCGUUUCCUCCUGCGUGAAGCGGAGGCUGAAGUCGAUGCUCUACAAGAGCGCCAUAGUGUGGUGCAGGAAGACUGGGCAGCCGCUGGGCUCCAUGCUGAACCGCCUGAUCGGGAGGUACCAGAGCUCGAGCAAGCAAGUCGUCUCCCCGCUCAUCCGCAACAGGAGCUACAUCGUCCACUCCUCCAAGUUCCAGCUGCAGCUGGAGCAAGGGGGAAGCUCGAGAGAGGCUCAGCUGCAGGUGAAGAGGCAGUUCUUCGAGCAGAAGGCGAGGGAGGCGGAGAGGAGGAGGAGGAGCUCGGUCCGAGUACAGAGGUGGUUCAGGAGGCUGCAGGACAGGUGGAGAGUGGAGGAGAGGUUGUGGGGGAAGGAGGAGAAUCGGAGGGUGGAGGAGGCGUUCUUCAAGAACAAGCUCUUUAAGCUCUUCACAAACCAGGAGAGGAGCCUUCUGGUCUACGUGGAAUGGGGGGAGGAAGGAGAGCGAGGAGGGCUGCGAGGGCUGAUUUUCCUGCACAUGAAGGCGACGGAGGUGAUGAAGGAGGAAGAGGAGGCGCGAAGGAGCCAACGUCUCCUUGCCCAGCUGGAGUUCGAGCAGCUAGUGGAGAGGAGACGGGCUGCAGAGAGGAGGAGGAAGGAGGAGGAGGCGGCUGGGCGGAUCCAGAAGGCUUGGAGGGGGUGGAGGAGGAGGAAGUUGAAGCACGAGGAGCUGGUGAGGCUUUCCAACACGGGAUGGAUCCUGCGAAAGAAACAGGAGGAGGAGGAGAGAAAGAAGGAGCUGGCAAGGUUAAAGAUCAUGAUGUACUCCAUGAGAGGAGACGCGGAGCAGCGGAGGAGGCACAAGGAGCAGCUCGAGAACGCGAUCUCCGAGUCCAUGAGUCGCCGGAGGGAGAUCGCAGAGGAGGUUCAGAGGACGGAGAGAGGUCCGUCCUGCCGUUUGCCUCUUUUCCUUCCUCCUGAUUGA